Molecule: messenger RNA, 2103 nt
Organism: Beta vulgaris subsp. vulgaris (sugar beet)
Lineage: Eukaryota; Viridiplantae; Streptophyta; Magnoliopsida; Caryophyllales; Amaranthaceae
Exons: 2
Coding region: 1036-1872 (278 amino acids)
Biological process (GO): regulation of DNA-templated transcription
Molecular function (GO): double-stranded DNA binding
Source: RefSeq, a predicted model, not a curated record
AUUAAUACAUUGUGCCAAAAAAAUCAAAUGGUAAGAAGUGGCAUUUCUCCAUUAAUAUCCCUAUAAUUUGUGACUUUCCAUCUAAAACAUCUCUAUUCUCUGGUAUAGCAGUGUAAUAGGAAAGAGAACGAAAGAAAAUUGAGGUGAAAAAGAGGAGAGAGAAAGAUAAAAAUGAUAUACAGAAAAUGGAGUUUGCUCAGCAGCACCAUGCUCAUCACCGGCGGAAUCGUCACUACAAUCGCACUCGGCAAUCUCGUCUUUUAUCGUAAAGAUCCUUUUCCGACAGCGGAGCUGAAGAAACGUAACGAGUCUCUAUUGAAGUAGAUGUGUUUUUCAACUACUGAGAAUCUGACCCUAGUUUCUUCUAAGUUGGAACUUUUGAAUAAAUUCUCACCUGAAAAUGUAGCUGUGUAGCUGAAUAAAUUUUACCUUGUGAUUAAACAUUAUGUGGCACUACAUGCCUAAAAUAUUUGUAAUUAGACAUUUGUGAAAUCUUUUUGCGAGGAAUGGUAAACCUUGAUGCUUGGAAUGUUUUGUUUGUAAAAUGAACAAACAAGCACAAAAUGAAACGAGAUUUUGGUAUUGUUGGUCCAAUUUGUUUGCUAAACAAUGUGGAUUGAAUUAACACAUAAUCUUAGAGCAUAUGUAUCCAGGGUUGAAGUAAGGAGAUUUGGGCUCCUGUAUCUAGUUGAUCAACCCCUCACCCCCUCCCUCGACCUCGAGAAAAAAGUUGUUAUCAUUGGGGCCAGAAGCAGAGAAUGCAAGAAGUCCAGAACUGGCUUUGUGUUCUAACUCAGAACUUUCUCAUUGAACGAACUAUAUUAACCAAGCUAUGAAAAAUAUAACAAGGGCAAUGGAUGUUUAAUGUUUUUUUUGGCAUUUCAGAUAAUUCUAAAGCAUUUUGGAAAAUCCACAAAAGGCCAAUUUUCUAGGGCCACAACUCUUUGUAUCAACCAGAUCCUUAUCAUCUUAUCAUAUUCAAUCACUGAAAGACCAUAACUCAAGUCUUCAACUCCAACUGAAGAAAAAUCAGAAAUGCUACUCUCCUGCACUUCGAAACCUACCGUCUGCUUUUCACACCCUCAAACUUCAUCAAGCUACGAGUAUCUCUCUCCUCCUCCUGCCACUGUUCUCCGCUUUCGCACAUCAUACCGUAAAAAACUAACCUACCUCAGAAACCUGGGCAUUAUUGAUACCAAUCCCAGAACCACCAAUGCACCCUCUCAUGAGACUUUGGAUCAAAUUCUCACCAUUAUAAAUUACCUCAAAUCUAAAGGUUUUUCAGAUACUGACAUCCCAAAACUGUCUACUAGUUGCCCUAAACUCUUUUCAUCUAGUCUUGAACCAGCUGAUAUUGCACCUGUUUUCAGUUUCUUGACUACUGAUGUUGCUGCAUCUACUCAAGAAUCAUGCGGACUUGUUCUUUGCUGUCCUGACAUCUUGUUCUCUAAUGUUGACUACUGCUUGAGGCCAACACUCGCAUUUCUUCGAAGCAUAGGACUCGAGAAGUUGAACACCCCGACUAAUCUCAAUGCUCACCUCCUUAAUACGCGUGUUAGUAAGUUCGAGACAAAGGUUAAGUUCUUAAUGAGUGUUGGGCUUACAUAUGAAGAAUCCAUUAAAGUGUGUGCUCGGCUGCCAGCUAUAUUUGGUUAUAGUAUUGAGAAUAACAUGAGGCCUAAGGUUGAGUAUUUGGUGGAAGGGAUGCAAAGGAGUAUUGAAGAACUAAAAGAGUUCCCUCAAUACUUUGCUUUUAGCUUGAGAAAGAGAAUAGUGCCUCGACAUAUGCAUUUGAUUCAAAGGAAGGUGAACAUCUCUUUGAAGAAAAUGUUGUUGUGUGGUGAUGAGAAGUUCUAUGCUAAGUGGAAAUGAUUAUCUUCUUAUUAUCUUAUAGUUGCCUCGACAAUUUUAGGAAUGUAUAUAGCAUAAAAAAAAAUAAUCCGUACAAAGUAGUUUCUAUUUAUACAAAAUGUAUAAAGUCAAUAAUAGAAUUACAAAGAAAAGGAUUACUGCUUUCCUAAUUGUUUGUCCUGUUUGUUUGUUUGUUUUCGGCCUCUGAGACACAGUUUGAUUAUUAUCAUGAUUACAUAUUAUUAUGAAGUA